Molecule: messenger RNA, 1368 nt
Organism: Eurypyga helias (sunbittern)
Lineage: Eukaryota; Metazoa; Chordata; Aves; Eurypygiformes; Eurypygidae
Gene: TAT
Product: tyrosine aminotransferase
Exons: 11
Coding region: 1-1368 (455 amino acids)
Biological process (GO): aromatic amino acid catabolic process; biosynthetic process
Molecular function (GO): pyridoxal phosphate binding; L-tyrosine:2-oxoglutarate transaminase activity
Source: RefSeq, a predicted model, not a curated record
AUGGACUCGUACCUGAUCCAAGUGAAUGGUCACGGAGAUCAUGCCCCUAUGCUGGAUGUUCAUCUCAAGACCAAUGGGAACAGCAUAUCAAUGGGGAAAGUGAAGAGCCGGAAGCCAAGAUGGGCCGUCAGGGCUUCUGAAAUGUCCAAGAAGACUUUCAAUCCUGUCCGAGCCAUUGUAGACAGCAUGAAAGUGGAGCCCAACCCAAGGAAAGCUAUGAUCUCCUUGUCCUUAGGAGACCCGACGGUCUUUGGAAACCUUCCCACAAAUGAUGAGGUCACACGGGCCGUGAAGGAGGUUUUGGACUCAGGACGUUACAACGGUUAUGCUCCUUCUGUUGGCUACCAGUCCUGCCGGGAAGCAGUGGCCGCGUACUACAGCUGCCCAGAGGCACCGCUGGAGGCCCAGGACGUCAUCUUAACGAGCGGCUGCAGCCAGGCCAUCGAACUUGCCUUGGCAGUGCUGGCCAACCCAGGCCAGAACAUCCUGGUGCCACGACCUGGCUUCUCCCUCUACAAGACUCUGGCCUUGUCUAUGGGGAUUGAGGUCAAACUCUACAACCUCUUGCCAGAGAAGGGCUGGGAAAUCGAUUUGGAGCACUUGGAGUCUCUGGUGGAUGAGAAGACAGCUUGCCUCAUUGUGAACAACCCGUCAAACCCCUGUGGCUCUGUGUUCAGCAAGAGUCACCUCCAGAAGAUCCUGGCAGUGGCAUCAAGACAGUGCGUGCCCAUUCUUGCUGACGAGAUCUAUGGAGACAUGGUGUUUGCUGACUGCAAAUACGAACCCAUUGCAACUCUCAGCACCAACGUGCCGAUCUUGUCCUGUGGUGGCUUGGCAAAGCGGUGGCUAGUCCCUGGCUGGCGGAUGGGCUGGAUCCUAAUUCAUGACAGGAGAGACAUCUUUGGCAAUGAGAUCAGGGAUGGCCUCCUAAGGCUGAGUCAGAGGAUCCUAGGACCCUGUACGAUUGUCCAAGGAGCACUGGAGCGUAUCUUGCAGCGAACACCCCCUGAGUUCUACCACAACACCCUCAGCAUCCUCAAGUCCAAUGCUGACCUUUGUUAUGCUGCCUUAUCUGCUAUCCCAGGCCUCCAGCCUGUCCGGCCCGCCGGAGCCAUGUACCUCAUGGUUGAGAUCGAGAUGGAGCAUUUCCCUGAGUUUGAAAAUGAUGUGGAAUUCACUGAGCGACUCAUCUCGGAGCAGUCUGUGUUCUGCUUGCCAGCCACGUGCUUUGAGUACCCAAACUUCUUCCGCGUGGUGAUCACCGUGCCUGAGGAGAUGAUCUUGGAGGCGUGCAGUCGCAUUCAGGAGUUCUGUGAGAUGCACUACCAGGGUGCUGAGGGAGCCCAGGAUCUGGAGUGUGACAAGUAG